Aphis gossypii (cotton aphid) is the source of this 2051-nucleotide messenger RNA. RefSeq lists its product as uncharacterized. NCBI's taxonomy places the organism in Eukaryota, Metazoa, Arthropoda, Insecta, Hemiptera, Aphididae. The record is from RefSeq and is a predicted model, not a curated record. The coding region runs from base 250 to 1746 and encodes 498 amino acids. The transcript has 3 exons.
UAUAUAAUUUAUUAUCAGAAUAAUUUAGAAAUAAUAUAUAUGAAACAUUAAAUUCAUAAAACCGUGUUUAAAAUAAAACUAUUGCAAUCUAAUUAAAGUGUGUAUUCAUAUUUCGAAUUGACAAAUAUAAGCAUAAUUUGGUGUACGUCGAGUUCAGACAAUUUUUAAUAAAUGAAAAUUGUUUAAAUGGUUUUAAAAAAAUAAAUCAUGAAUCAACUAUAAAUUCAAUUUUCAGUUAUAAUUAGCACUAUGGACGGUUCAGGUAUAAAUUGUACAGUAUCACUGAUGCGUUGUGAUGACAUAUCGCAAAUACCACUUUUUAAAACAGAUGUGAUUAAUAGUGCUGAUUCCAUUUCUAUGGAACCAAAGGAUACUGGUGUAAGUAGUAAAACAAUUGAAUUGAAACGUUCUGCAAGACUUUCCAAAAAACGUACGUUACAAGAUAAUCAGGUAACUGAACUCGUUGAUCGGUUAAAUGAUUCAAAUGAAAGGGAAAAACUAUCAAAAAGUCUGAAAUCAAAAAAAAACAAGACAGAAAUGUAUGUAACUCCAAAAAAUGAUAUUAAAAAAAUUAAUAAUCGAGAUUCUGUAAAAUCUACAAUAAACACUACAAGUGAACUCAGCAGUAUGACGAACGUUCAGUCUUCUCUGAAUACUAUCGUAGAUAAUGGGGAAAAAAUAAGCGUAAAGAUUUUACCAAGAGCCUUUAAAAAUAAAAAUUCUUCUAAACCUCUUUUGGUUACUUGUGUUAAAAAUUUAACAACGGUGAAAGAUGAUUACAAAGAAGAUGAGGUACGAUCGACACACGAAAAAAGCGAUGAAUUAGUUAAGCUAACUCGGAAACGCGGUCGCCCAUCACAGAAAGAAUUAAAAUUUUCAUUACAAGACGUCGGUAAAGUUAAUACAUCUAGUAGUGACGACAUCGAUCAACAGAAAACCAGGAAGUGGUUUUCCGAUUCUUUUGAAAAAUCACACGGCGCAUAUUAUGAAUCAGAAUUUUCAACUCUAAACGAAAAUGAUUUUACACCGACGCCUGAGAGUAACAGAUAUGAUGAUGGACCACUAAAACCUAAAAGGAAACAGAUUGGGACAAAAUCAUCGACGGCCGAUGUUGAAAUCGUUGUCAGCGAUUCCUGUACAAUGGAAGACAGUACAGAGCAAGUUAAAGCUGUGCCUACAGUUGCGACAUCUGAAAACAAUAAAAUUUUAUCACGCUACUGCGAAACAUUUGAUCGCGAAAUCGCACUAAUUUCUAAUCGCUUUAACGUCCAGUGCGAUGUGCUCCGAAAUAUAAUUGAAAAAGAGUCCAUUUCGGUGUUACGCGAAAAGUACUCGGAUACGGUGACCAUGUCUAUGGUAACUGUAUCACCCGUCGUAUCGUUGACGGAGAAUGGAAAACGCAAAUCGGGACGGAAUUCGAACUGUGCAAGUGUCAAGUACAAGAUUGAACCCGCCAGGGAGACCGUGGCCUACGAAAAAACUAACUUGAAAGACACGAUGGAAGAAGUUUCAAAAACAAUGCCCUCGUGGACCUUGAGCAUUGUCGCAGACCCGCCGAGAUACGUCAUCUCGCAAAUGUCUAUCGAAACGUACGGUACACCAAUCGUAAACAAGUCCGUGGUGUUAGAUAGAUACUUCAGAGCUUCCGUUUACAUUAAUCAGCGUCUGGAGUACAAAUAUUGCAAACGUUAUACGACGGCGGCCGAUAUCGUUAAUCUAAUCAAAGAGCUGGAUGCUAUAAUAUAGUGAUGUAUUUUUUUUUUUUUUAUACUUAACACUGGAAAUGUUGUGUAUUAUAAUAUUGUACCAAAUUUUAUAGUUUGUUCGGUCCGAUUGAGUUUUUAUCGAUAUCUAAUCACUUGCUUACACAUAUUAUUUUAAAUUUAUUAACUUAUAAGUUAUCGGAGAACCAAGUAUUUUUGUUACUACCAUAUUGUGAUGUAUCAUUGUAUUAUGUUUGAUGUAAAAUAAUAUUUUUGAAGCCGAAAUAUAAUUUAAUCUAUAUAGUUCAAUUUUCACGAAUUAUUAUCUGCAAUAUGAAUGAUUUUUAA